Priapulus caudatus is the source of this 817-nucleotide messenger RNA. RefSeq names its product prolow-density lipoprotein receptor-related protein 1-like. Gene Ontology annotation, cellular component: plasma membrane. Gene Ontology annotation, molecular function: protein binding. The transcript is spliced from 6 exons. The record is from RefSeq and is a predicted model, not a curated record. Lineage: Eukaryota; Metazoa; Priapulida; Priapulimorpha; Priapulimorphida; Priapulidae. Bases 23 to 817 code for a protein of 264 amino acids.
GGAGGCGCGUAAUGUCACGCUGAUGGUGCACCGCCCGAUGGAUCUGCAGAUACUGCACCCGCUGCGGAAGCCACCGAUGAACCGCACGAACCCGUGUCAGAAGAACGGUGGCUGCACUAACCUGUGUCUACUCAACAUGGAGGGCGGGCGCACGUGCGCGUGCCCCAAGAGCUUCGUGCUGAGCGAAGAAGACAAUAGCACAUGCAUCGCCAACUGCACCUCCUCACAGUUUGAGUGUGCGUCCACCUAUCUGUGCAUCCCGCGCUGGUGGCGCUGCGAUGGCCAGGACGACUGCGGCGAUGGAUCGGACGAGCCGGCCGACUGUCCCGUCUUCAGCUGCACUCCCGGAGAGUUCCAGUGCAACAACAGCGCGUGCGUGCGGCCGCGGCAGAUCUGCGACGGCGCGGACGACUGCGGAGACGGCUCGGACGAGGUCAAGUGCGCCGAACACACGUGCUUGUCGACGCAGUUUAAGUGCGAAGGACAGAACAUUUGCAUCCCGCUGGCGUGGAAGUGUGACGGACAUCCUCACUGCGCGAACGGCACCGACGAACUGGACUGCGAGAUGACGUGCUCGCCCAAGCAGUUCCGCUGCGACAGCGGGCAGUGCAUACCGAACGUGUGGGUGUGCGACAACGACAACGACUGCAUGGAGGACGGGGCGGACGAACGAGCGAACUGCACGGACCGGCAGUGCCCCGACGAUUACCAGAAGUGUCCCGAUACCGGACGCUGCAUCCCGCUGUCGUGGGUUUGCGACGGCGACGAGGAUUGUGCAGAUAACCUGUCGACUGGUAAGCGGAAAUCAAAAUUUUAA